Messenger RNA from Malurus melanocephalus (red-backed fairy wren), 1878 nucleotides. It is a transcript of the gene TMEM79, whose product is annotated as transmembrane protein 79. Lineage: Eukaryota; Metazoa; Chordata; Aves; Passeriformes; Maluridae. Gene Ontology annotation, biological process: regulated exocytosis. Gene Ontology annotation, cellular component: trans-Golgi network membrane; lysosomal membrane. The coding region runs from base 361 to 1500 and encodes 379 amino acids. The transcript is spliced from 4 exons. The record is from RefSeq and is a predicted model, not a curated record.
GUUUUCAGACUGUGUGUGUUUAGACAGUUUUUACACUCGGCACUGGCAGAGGAGCCCAGACGGGGAUGGUGACACGGUGCCCGGCGGGAGCCCCGCGGGGAGAUGGAGCCGCGCCCGCCGCUCCGCUCCGCUCCGCCCGCCCCACCUGAGCUGGUUCGGCAGGUUUGAGGAGCACAGGCGGCUGCCAGAGUGCAGGAAUCCCGCAGAGUCCCGGCCGAGCUGCCCCGUGGCUCCCAUGGCCCCCCGGCUGUGGCCGAGGUGAAAGCAGAAGGGACAGGARCCUCAUCCCCUCUGAACACCACAAGUGCAGGCAGCAGUGCCCUCAGCUGCRUCCCUGGCAGCACGGAGCCGGGCACUCUCAUGGCUGCUGCAGACCCUGUCCUGCCCUCYGAGGAGGUGGCUUUGCUGGAGCUGGGGAAGACAACCCUCAACAAGGUGCCACCAACCCCAGAUGAACAUCUGGGGGACCCUGAUGCCACCCUGCCAUGGGACCAGUGCCAGCACAGCACCCGGGGCCAGCUGGAGCUCACGGAGAUGAAGAGGCGCUCGAGUCCCGAGGGGGGCCAUGAAGACCCUGAGGAAGCUGUUCCCACGUGCCCCCCAGUUGAGGCUGAAGAUGAAGAGGUCUCCCAGCUGCCCGUGAUGGCAGCCCAUGUCUUUGUGCCCAUCGACCCUCAGUGCAUCGAGCAGAGCCCCUCCAAGCCAAAGCAACACCCCACCCCACGGCCCCACGAGGAGGGCAGGGGGGACCGUGUCCCCUCCAGUGACAGAUCCAGCAGCCUCCACCACAAGCAGGUCUUCCUACCCYUCAGCCCCUCACGCUACCGGGACCCACUGGAUUUUAACGGGCGCAUGGCCAAGCCCUCAGCUGAGGGGUCACAGUGCCUGUGYGCCAGGGAAUGUGGCACUGACAACCUCAAGGCCAUAGCAUCGGUGGCAGGGGCCCUGUUCCUCUGUCCCUGCCUCAUUUAUGGGGCCUAUGUCUUCCUGCCCUUUGACGCCCCACUGCUGCCCACAGUGACGGCCCGCCUGGUCUACACGCUGCGCUGCGCUGCCUUUGCCACCUUCCCCAUCGUGCUGGGAAUGAUCGUCAACGGCAUCUCCCGCCUCUGCUCCUCUGCCCUGGAGCCCUUUGGGGAGCUGCACCAGGAGGUGGAGAUCCACCGCACUUACGUCUCCCAAUCUGUCCACCUCUUCAUCCUCUACUUCUUCAACAUGGCCGUGCUGGCCACCUACCUCCCACAGGAGCUCCUCAAGCUCAUCCCACUGCUCACGGGGCUCUUUGCCAUCUCCCGGUUGAUUUUCUGGUUGUCCUAUGCCAUCGGCCGCUCCUUCCGUGCCUUUGGCUUCAGCAUGACCUUCCUGCCACUGCUGGCCAUGCUGCUGUGGAACCUGUAUGGCAUGUUCAUCCUGGAGCCUGAGAACCUCCUCGCUGUGGCAGCUGYAAAGCCUGAGGAGCACUCCAAGGAGAGCCGAGCCAAACUCCGGCACUGGGGGUGAGGGAGGCUGGCAGAUGGGGUUCCUGGGCCCUAGGGGCUCAAAUUUGCCUUGAUGCCCAGCACAGCUGGGCCCCUACUCCCUGCCUGGACAUGGUGAGCUUUUGCUGGGCCCACAGAAUCAGGUUGCAAACUCUGCACCAGGAGAUUCCUGCUGGAGGAUGAGCAAGGCCUGGAGCAAGACACAAGCCUUGUUCGCUGGGCAUGGGGUGUGGGAUUUGCCUCCCCUCCUGCUGGAGCCAACUUUGCCCAAUAAAGCCCUUUACCAAGCAGAUCUGUGGCUGGUUUGUGGAGGGUGGGUAAAAUUCCCCAUGGAAUGAUUCAGAUCUUCACCUACAGGAUGCAGUCAUCCAGCCUCAAAAUUAUGUUUCCAAGAAGGAAA